Messenger RNA from Funneliformis caledonium, 1361 nucleotides. Lineage: Eukaryota; Fungi; Glomeromycota; Glomeromycetes; Glomerales; Glomeraceae. The record is from the annotation of a GenBank genome assembly.
GAGCGUUUUACCAUCUCGCCUCGUUACCCGUCAAGUCAUGCUCUCUCAACCACAAAAAUUUGCGAUAAGAAAUUCAAACCCUGUUCUAUUUCAAUCGUCGCUUUCGAGAUCUUACACAAACUCUACCUCUCCUUCGCCUUCCCCCCAAGAUGUCUCUAGUUCCUCCUCCUACCUGAACAAAUUUGCAAAAGCCACUGCAAAACGGCUUCCGGCUGUCAUUAUUGGGAAAUUAGUUGUAGCUGGCGUUAUUGGUUUGAUAUCGGUGGAUCUUCUUUAUGCUGGGUAUCGGAACAGACGCAAUGAGCGUCUUCUUAACAAGACUGUAGAAAAGGGCACUCGACCUAAAAUUGAUGUUUCGGAUGAUGAGUUUGUUCCCCGACCUCUAGUUGUAGAUCGUCUUAAAAAAAUUCUUCAACCGAAUAGAAAUCAAUCAUAUUAUCAUGUGGUUUGUGGAGAACACGGUACCGGGAAAACCACAUUAACCAGAAGGGCAUCAAGAGAAGUAGGGCAGGGUGUCAUAUACGUUGAAAUUCCUGCUGAUGCAGAAGAUAUAGAGGAUUUUGGCAUAGCAUUUGGAGAAUCUCUUAACUUUGCAUUUGAGGAACGUAUCUCUUUUACGGCACAGCUUAUGAAGAAAAUAUUAGGUGAUACCAAUGGUAAAGAUGAGCGUCCCAAGUGGAAAAGAGCCUUGGAGGCCUUCAAGCGUGCUAGUGCAGUGUACAAAGAAAAACAUAAUAAACCUUCAGUCAUAGUUUAUGACAACAUUGCCAAAUUAGUUAAUGUGAACCCAAAAGUUCUUGAUACUCUUCAAGAUGAUGCUAAAAUGAAUGCUGAUCACCGAGAGUACGUUGCUGUAUUUGUCAGCAGUGAAGGUUCUGUGCCGAGAAGAAUGGAAUCUCGCAGUGCUUGGUCACGUGCAAAAAAACCUGUGAUUGAAAUUGGCGACCUUAGCAAAGAAGAAUCAAUGAAAUAUCUAACUGAGAAGCGCAAGAUCAAUGAAGUAGAUGCAAAAAAUAUAUAUGAAUUGGUUGGUGGACGCAUUGUAGAUCUAAAAACUGUGGCAGAUGAUUUUCUUGCCAAACAACCCUUUGAAGUCAUUAAACAGUCAAUUUUAGAUGAAGUUGAGAAGAAAUUUGGCACAGCACGACUCCUUCCAAAUGAUCCAUAUUACGAAGUAGGAAAGAGUAUUUUUAGUGAUUUGAAAGAGUCUAACGAGCUUAGCUUUUUAGAAUUUAAGAAAUAUUUCGAUAAUAUUAAUGAAUUAAAUGAGGUGUUGGGAAGCAACAUAUUUGCAUAUCAUCCGGCAAAAAACACUGUUACAUUUCAAUCUCAAUCGAUAAAAUGUUAUAUUCUUGAAAAGG